GACCAUGCGGCAGAAUUAGGGAAUGUGAUUCCAGACAAGCCUCUGCUAUUCCUCAAACCACCAUCAAGCUAUAUUUUAGAAGGGCAAAAGAUAGAGAUUCCUUUAGGAUGCCAUGUGCUACAUCAUGAAAUAGAAUUGGGAGUUGUCAUUGGCUCAAAAUGCUCUCGAGUACCAGAACACCAAGCAACACAGCAUAUAGGUGGUUAUGUUCUAGCUUUGGAUAUGACUGCUAGAGACUUCCAGGAUGAAGCCAAGAAAAAAAGUGCACCAUGGUCAUUAGCAAAAGGAUUUGAUACUUCCUGCCCUGUUAGUCGAUUUCUCAGUCAAGAUGAGGUGAAGAAUCCUUCCUCUGAGAGGCUUUGGUGCACUGUAAAUGGAGUUAUGAAACAGGAAGGGACAACAAAGGAUAUGAUCUUUCCCAUCCAGAAACUUAUCUCUUACAUCAGUGAUUACUUUACUCUUGAAGAAGGAGACCUUAUUCUCACAGGAACUCCUGCUGGUGUGGGCCCUGUGCAAUCUGGAGAUAUCAUUGAAGGUGGCUUGGGUGAUAUCAUAAAAUUCAAGUUC
This is a messenger RNA of Darwinula stevensoni, 567 nucleotides long. The record is from the annotation of a GenBank genome assembly. NCBI's taxonomy places the organism in Eukaryota, Metazoa, Arthropoda, Ostracoda, Podocopida, Darwinulidae.